AAAUCGUUUUCCACGCCGUUCUGUUCCCCUAUCCCAAACAGGAAGCUCACGAGAAGUCCCAGCAAGUCGAGCGGAAGUGGGCUGUUUAGCGAAACGUUGACGGCCGCCCUUGGCAAGCGCAAGAAUAGGUUCAAAGAGAUCACCGAGGAGCUUAAUCUGCGCAUUAAUAAGGAGGAGGAAACCGAGGAACUGUACGAGCCGCCCUUGUUCAACGUGGAGAAAAUCCAGCGGAUCAUGGAGCGGGUGGUCGAGAAGCAGUUCGAGGUGAAGGACGAGGAGGAGGGGGCCAAGUACAUUUACGAUCCGGCGCUGAAUUUGAAAAUGUGUCAAACGAUCGCCAAGCAGAUCAAGGAUCGCGUCAAGGCCAUGAAUUACAAAAGGCACAGAAUUAUCAGCUUGGUAUCGAUUGUUGAAAAGCAGCAUCAGGGAGUUUACUACAAGAUGAAGUAUAUUUUAGAUCCCAAGAUGGACAACUUUGUGCGACACUACCAUGAGACACCCUAUGUUUAUAUUACUGCAACUGUUAUAUUAGUUCAUAAGGAUUGAAUAAAGUUAUUUAAAAAUGUUGUGAUUCAUUCGAAA
Molecule: messenger RNA, 582 nt
Organism: Culex quinquefasciatus (southern house mosquito)
Lineage: Eukaryota; Metazoa; Arthropoda; Insecta; Diptera; Culicidae
Exons: 2
Biological process (GO): microtubule-based movement
Cellular component (GO): cytoplasm; cytoplasmic dynein complex
Molecular function (GO): dynein intermediate chain binding
Source: RefSeq, a predicted model, not a curated record